This is a messenger RNA of Nycticebus coucang (slow loris), 1205 nucleotides long. It is a transcript of the gene THAP3, whose product is annotated as THAP domain containing 3. The transcript is spliced from 5 exons. The coding region runs from base 53 to 772 and encodes 239 amino acids. Lineage: Eukaryota; Metazoa; Chordata; Mammalia; Primates; Lorisidae. The record is from RefSeq and is a predicted model, not a curated record.
CAGGCGCCGCCGCCGCCAUCUUUGUUAGGGGCAGCCGGGCCCGGCUGCGGAGAUGCCGAAGUCCUGCGCUGCCCGGCAGUGCUGCAACCGCUACAACAGCCGCAGGAAGCAGCUCACCUUCCACCGGUUCCCAUUCAGCCGCCCCGAGCUGCUGAAGGAGUGGGUGCUGAACAUCGGCCGGGGCAACUUCAAGCCCAAACAGCACACGGUUAUCUGCUCUGAACACUUCAAACCUGAGUGCUUUAGUGCCUUUGGGAACCGCAAAAACCUGAAGCACAAUGCUGUGCCCACGGUGUUUGCCUUUCAGGACCCCACGCAGCUGGUGAGGGAGAACACAGACCCUGCCGGCGAGAGAGGAAAUGCCAGCUCGCAGAAAGAAAAAGUCCUUCCUGAGGUGGCGGCCGAGGAACACAGCUCUGGGAGAAACGUGGACGCUGUGCUGGAAGAGCUUCAGCUGCCCCCGAACACUGAAGGCCUCACCAGGCAGGUCUUGCCACAUAGACCAGAAGCAGCAGAGGCCCCUGGUCGGCCAGGCAGCCCCACACGGCUGAGAAGAUCGCUCCUCAAGCAGCCAUCUGACCACAGCUAUGCCCUUUUGGACUUAGAUGCCCUGAAAAAAAAACUCUUCCUCACUCUGAAGGAAAACGACAAGCUCCGGAAGCGCUUGAAGGCCCAGAGGAUGGUGAUGCAGAAGAUGUCCAGCCGCCUCCGUGCCCACAGAGAGGCGCAGCGGGGACCCCAGGCCAGGCCUCGGCCAGAGCAGCGGAGCUGAGCCUGACAGGUUCUGGGAUGUGGGGGCAGUGGCAGCACCAGGGCCAGGCACUGGAUUAGGGCUCUGGCUGUGGCUACUUCUGCCUGCUGCCAACAUGAAUGUUGGCAGGGAGGCUUGUUGCACAGGGCAUGGAGACCCUAGGCAGGCCACCUCGCAGUAGCAGGCCAGGAGAGUGGAUCCCCGAGUGACAGGCUGGGGCCUCCUGCAGCACCAAGUCCAGUAUGAGGCUGGCAUCUGGACCACUGUCCUUUCAGUACUUGCCUAACAGGUAUCAUGGGAACCACAGCACGAGGAGCACUUCUUUGAGGGAGUGACAGCUGACUCUCUGGUGGGGUGAGCGGUUCCGUCAGCCUCGACAGCUGAAACGGGCCUGUUCCAAGGAGUGAGUCCUCUCCUGGCCUGGUUUGAACGAACAACAGAAUAAAAGUGUCUU